Messenger RNA from Hibiscus syriacus, 762 nucleotides. RefSeq names its product polygalacturonase At1g48100-like. Gene Ontology annotation, biological process: carbohydrate metabolic process. Lineage: Eukaryota; Viridiplantae; Streptophyta; Magnoliopsida; Malvales; Malvaceae. The transcript has 4 exons. The record is from RefSeq and is a predicted model, not a curated record. The coding region runs from base 1 to 762 and encodes 253 amino acids. Gene Ontology annotation, molecular function: polygalacturonase activity.
AUGCCCUUCCAUCAAGUUCUUGUCUUGCUUUUCUUUAUCUUUUCAUGCCUUUACUUUGUUACCAUUCAAACCAGACAUCAUUAUGGCAACUCGGAACAUGAGCGACUCCACCACCUUGUAUCUCACGUUUCUGUCCCUCCUUCACCUGCGCCAGAAGCUGCUGCUGUUGCUGGUCCAAGGUACAGUGUCUUCAAUGUGCUUGAUUUUGGUGCUAUCGGGGAUGGUGUCGCCGAUGAUAAAGCGUUUAAGCUGGCUUGGGACACGGCUUGCGAACUUGAAUCGGCGGUUCUUCUAGUCUCGGAUGGUUAUCCCUUCAUGUUACAAUCUACAAUCUUGCAGGUCCUUGUAAGACUGUUGGCCUUGUGUUUCAGAAAUACCAGCAAAAGGCAAUGGCUUGUCUUCUACAGAGUCGAUGGAAUGUUGAUGCAAGGUGGUGGCCUUGUAGAUGGCAAAGGACAGAAAUGGUGGAAUCUUCCCUGCAAACCUCACAAAGGAAUUAAUGGAACAGCAAUGCCUGAUCCCUGUGAUAGCCCUGUGACUAUAAGGUUUUUCAUGAGCCCAAACUUGACUGUUAAAGGACUCAAAAUCAAGAACAGUCCACAGUUCCAUUUCAGAUUCGAUGCCUGCCACGGCGUUCGAGUAGACUCACUGACUAUCAAAACACCGGCCCAAAGUCCCAACACCAAUGGAAUUCACAUCGAGAACACAAAUAAUGUGCAGAUAUAUAAUUCCUUCAUAUCAAACGGUGGGUUUUCUUUAUGA